Molecule: messenger RNA, 3380 nt
Organism: Oncorhynchus tshawytscha (Chinook salmon)
Lineage: Eukaryota; Metazoa; Chordata; Actinopteri; Salmoniformes; Salmonidae
Product: protein SOGA3
Exons: 8
Coding region: 537-3182 (881 amino acids)
Biological process (GO): regulation of autophagy
Source: RefSeq, a predicted model, not a curated record
CUGAAACUGCACUGUCUCUUGCGGUAAGAAGCCUAAAUAAAAUAACACGUUUUUGGUACGACAUUUUACAGAAAAUGCAUGGAAAUAUGUGUUUGUAGCCUAAUUUAUUAACGAAUGUUUAUUUUUUAUUGAACAAAAGUUACAGCACUUUACAAAACUCACUAUAGAAGUAGAAACCCAUUUAAUUGUACAUCUUGUAUCACUAGAUCCAGAAUAAUAGCCUCCUUAUCCAGUCUAUAAGUUAGAUUCUAUUGACCUUGUUUUGUUGAAGUCAAAACUACUAUUGCAAUGUCACUCUGCAGACGUCAUAUCUCAUUUGCAGCAUAGGCUACGAGAUUUAGUUCAUUUCACCCAGACUUUCUAUUUAUAGUAGGCCUAUAAAUUGUGGAACCGGUUGACCAUCAUAUUUCAUUGCAUCUUUUUCAUUUUAUCUAAAGCAUAAUAGGCCAUAUCAAUACUUAUAUUAAGGUUUUAUUAUUUCCAUAAAUAAUAAUAAAAUCAUACUUUGAGAUGGGCGAGUGGAAACGUCAGGACUGAUGGAUGACACGAUGAACUCUGCCGCAAGCGGCGCUGCGGAUUUUCCAGUGGCAGCAUCAGACAAUAGCACAGCGAGGCUGCAUCGGGCUCCCUCGCCGACCAAAAGCCGGGAAUGCGCCCCAAAACCGGCCCAGAAAUCCUCCAGUAGAUCCAAAAAUAUAGUUUCCAAAGGAGGAUCGAGGAAUAAGGUGGGAAACGAGGGGCUUAGGACCGCUGUCGUGAGGGAGAAGGAGAUCAAGAAAUGCGACGUGGAAGCUUUUCACUCGGAUGGUGCUGAAACCGAUGCUGUCAAUUGCAAUGCAAAGAAGGCGGAUGCUAGCAGAGAGGAAGGUACGGAGGAGAUAUUUCACCAGCCGAUAGAUUCUCAAACCCGUCGUUCCUCGUUACGUUUAUCCUGCCUCAAAGGCGAGUCUUCCCAACAUAUUGGGUCAUACCGGCCAGACGGCUCCAGCACGGCGGGUUCGGUGAAAGGGAAAGCGAAGAAGCGGGGAGGGGAGGCAGUGACCGCAUCAGCAGGCUGCCGCAGGAAUAGAAGCGGGGAAUACGUGGGCUGCGUGCCGGGCCUUGGUCUGUGGAGCGGGGGUUGCUUGCAGACUGAACUCAUCCACUUCCACCUACAUAAGAAACUGAAGAGAAGCGGCAGUAAGAUGCACACCAAGGCAGAAAGGGCUCCGGGCGCGGAGGCCUCGGCCGAGACGGAACCGGCUACAGAGGCCAUAGAGGCGGAGCCCGUGACACAGCAAGACGAGGGCCCGGAGGACGAGCUGGAGAGACUGGUGGAUGAGAAUGAAGAUCUCAAGACGGAGAUCGAGGAGAUGAGAACGGAGAUGGACGAGAUGCGUGACACUUUCUACGAGGAGGACACGUGCCAGCUGCAGGAAAUGAGGCGUGAACUGGAGCGAGCCAAUAAGAACUGCCGGAUCCUCCAGUACCGGCUGAGGAAGGCUGAGAGGAAGAAGCUGCGCUAUGCCCAGACGGGAGAGAUCGACGAGGAACUACUGAGGAGCCUGGAGCAGGACCUGAAGGUAGCGAAGGAUGUGUCUGUGAGGCUCCACCAUGAGCUGGAGAAUGUGGAGGAGAAACGUACAAAGACAGAGGACGAGAAUGAGAAACUGAGGCAGAAACUCAUUGAGGUGGAGGUGACCAAACAGGCCCUUCAGAAUGAGCUGGACAAAGUCAAAGAGUCACAGAAGAGAAGAGGAAGCAAGGAGGUUCAACGGUCUGACAAGAAGUCUGCCCAGACCCCAACAGAGGACCACAAUGAGGACCUCAAGUGCCAGCUGGCUUUCAUCAAAGAGGAGGCUGUGUUGAUGAGAAAGAAGACAGCUAAGAUCGACAAGGAAAAGGACCGUCUGGAGGCGGAGCUACAGAAGUACCGCUCCUUCUACGGGGAUCUAGACAGCCCCCACCCCAAGGGUGAGGCCGGGGGACCCCCCAGCACCCGUGAGUCCGAGCUGAAGCUGCGUCUGCGUCUGGUGGAGGAGGAGGCUAACAUCCUAGGGAGAAAGAUUGUGGAGCUGGAGGUGGAGAACCGGGGACUGAGGGCCGAGCUGGACGACCUCAGGGGAGAAGGGGAGGGAGAAGGGGGGUCUGGUGGUGGGGCUGUGGGCAGGGUAGGGGUGGGCCGGGGCCAUGGGGAGGCCAUGACAGAGCUGAGGCAGCAGCUGCAGCUGGUGGAGGACGAGGCAGAGUUACUGAGGAGGAACCUGGCAGACGCUGAGGAUCACAACAAGAGGGUGAUGGGAGAACUCAACAAGCUCAGGUUUAAGGCUGGUACCCACGAGGGAGGAGCGAGGCAUGGAGGAGGGGUGUCAGGAGGAGGAGGACUAAGCACAGAGAAGGCAGAUGCACUGCAGGAAGAACUGAAGACGGCCCGGCUACAGAUUAAUGAUCUCAGUGGGAAGGUGAUGCAGCUGCAGUAUGAGAACCGUGUUCUGCUCUCCAACAUGCAGCGCUACGACCUGGCCUCCCACCUGGCCCUGAGGGGGUGCACAAGCCCCCGGGACAGCGAUGCAGACAGUGACGCGGGUGGGACCGGCCCAACCGUACAGCGCGAGAGUGAUGAUGACUCCUCCUCCUCCCGCAUCCUGCCCCCGCACCGCAAACGCGAGGGCCCAGUGGGCGGGGAAAGUGACUCAGAUGAGGUGCGGAACCAAACCCGCUGCCUCACACCCACCCGAGGUCUCUACACACCGCCCCCAGAGGUCGCUGCCCGCUUCCUGCCUCGCAGCCCACGGGAUCGCCAGCAGAUGAUCGACAUCCGGGUGGAGGCGGAGCGUCUUGGCAGGACCAUCGACCGGUUAAUUGCCGACACAGCAACCAUCAUCGCAGAGGCGCGGGUGUAUGUUUCCAAUGGUGACCUGUACGGGCGAGGCAGCGGGGGUGAGGAGGAGGAUGAAGGGGGUAGGAUCAGGGAGCAUGAGCUGCUGUACAGGAUCAAUGCCCAGAUGAAGGCCUUCAGGAAGGAGCUACAGGGCUUCAUAGACAGACUGGAGGUGCCCAAACCUGAGGACAGGGAGGAGGAACCACUUUCAAUCUUUCAGCCCAUAAUUUUACUCAUCCUCAUACUAGUCUUAUUCUCCUCCCUCUCCUAUGCCACCAUCUUUAAACUUGUCUUUCUGUUUACCCUUUUCUUCGUCCUGUGAUCCCGCCUCAAUAGCAUAGCCACAUCCUUUGUUUGUUUGUUUGUGUUGAUUUUUACAUUGGUUGUCAAGGUCAAUGCACAGGAGCCUCCCUAUUCAAGCACAGGCCACAGUCACAUAACUGGAUUUACAGUAUGCUUAUGUUCAACACUGGAGACUACAUUACCCACUACCCACCACUUCCUUCAUCACCCCCAAGUA